Polyodon spathula (Mississippi paddlefish) is the source of this 978-nucleotide messenger RNA. RefSeq names its product cortexin-3. The record is from RefSeq and is a predicted model, not a curated record. Lineage: Eukaryota; Metazoa; Chordata; Actinopteri; Acipenseriformes; Polyodontidae. The transcript has 2 exons. Bases 497 to 733 code for a protein of 78 amino acids.
CUCCCUCCAGUCCAGGGCAGAAUUCAAAAACACAAUUCUGAUAAAAAAAAAAAAAAAAAAAAAAAGGUUUUUAAGAAGUUUGGUCAACUGAGAAUGAAUUACCUCAACGGGGUUGCCAUAGCAACUGGUUGCCACUAGCGACGAGACACCGCUCGCUCGGAACAUCUCGAUGCUAAUAGAGGGGUGUGGGAGGUGAGAGAGAGAGCGAGAGAGCCUAUAAAUUGAGAACAAGGAGAGAUUUGGUAAAAAGAAGUGUCUUGGAAAAAGAGCUGGGUCACGGUUUUUAAGCUGAGCGAAAGUAGGAAAAGUGUUUGUUGUUUUGCUUGAGUGGCAUUUACAAGUGAGUGGACUGUGGACUGACAGAGUCGCAGUGCGUGUGGAUCUGUGUGUUUGACACACCUCAGUUUCUUGUUUCUCACAGUAACGGGUGGACCCGCGCCAGCCAGAGCCCUGACAAAAGAUGGCCGCCUGACCCACGGCAGUGCCCCCAGCCCAGAUGGCGGACGACGUCCUGAGCAGCACAACGUCGGCGUCCGGCUCUGCCCUCCCUGUGACCUCGUCGAUGACGCUGGAGCAGAAGGCGGCCUUCGUCUUCGUCUUCUUCCUCUUCCUCUUCCUGGGGCUGCUCAUCGUUCGGUGUUUCCGGAUCCUGCUGGACCCUUACCGCAGCAUGCCGUCCACCACGUGGACCGACUACAUGGACAAAGACACCUUCGACUACCGGAUCGCGUGAGGGACAAAAAGAACCGGGGCUCCUGUCAACCGUUCCGUCUUGACGGUUCAAAUCAACCGCUUUUGUGAACUUCAGACUCUGAGACCUAGCUAGCUAUUUAUUUAUAUUUAUUUGGGAUUGUACCUGUCUGGCCGUUGUUUGCGCUGGUCACAGCCUACAACUCUGGCUCAAAGUUUUGCAUCAUCCCCCCUAUAGAAUGAACUAAUUUUCCUUCAUAAAGUCGAAUGAAACCUGCUGAAUAAUGU